Molecule: messenger RNA, 1153 nt
Organism: Rhipicephalus sanguineus (brown dog tick)
Lineage: Eukaryota; Metazoa; Arthropoda; Arachnida; Ixodida; Ixodidae
Product: putative phospholipase B-like 2
Exons: 7
Coding region: 305-1153 (282 amino acids)
Biological process (GO): phospholipid catabolic process
Cellular component (GO): extracellular region
Molecular function (GO): glycerophospholipase activity
Source: RefSeq, a predicted model, not a curated record
GCCUUCCUCAGAUGGAGUCGACCAGGAGGAUGCAACUGACACUGGCAGCGCUCGCCAUCCUAGCGCAAGUGGCCUGGGGUCUGGACGCCUGGGUCAAGUUCAACUCGUUCUCCAACAGCUUCGAGGUUAAGCUGGGACGCUCCGACGCUAACGACAAGAUCGCCGCCUGGGGUCCUUCCACAACGCCAUCAACGAAACUGGGUUCAGCUUUCUGGACAUCUACACCAACGAAGCGCUGCCAGACGAUCACCAGGCGUACGCGGCAGGAUUCCUGGAGGGCUACUUCACGCGAGACCUGAUCCGCAUGCACUACAACAACACGUGGGCCGACUACUGCAAGGACGAGGGUGCCUACUGCAAGAGGCUCUUCUCGUUUCUACAAGAGAAUCUGCAGUUUAUGUUCAAAAAUGUAAUCAUGUACCACAAGCACGUCCCUUACUGGCAUCAGGUGUACCUGGUACUUCAACAGCUGAAUGGUAUGGAGGACGGUAGAGUGGCAGACAGCAGGCAUUACUUCUCCUCCGAGUUCCACAUCAACGUCACCACCACGCUGCUGCUGAACUUGCACGGCGACGUGCAAGACCUGGAGAGAGUCUUGAAGCGGCGCGUGCUGAGCAGGGCCGUCGGCGAAGGGUCGUGCUCCGCGCUGGUCAAGCUUCUACCCGGAAACAAGGACCUGUACUUCGCCCACAACACGUGGACCAAGUAUUCCAGCAUGCUGAGGAUCCUCAAGAAGUUCAGGCUGCCCUAUCGUCACACACCCGAUUCAUGUGCAAAUAUAGCGGGUCACACGACAACCUUCUCGUCCUAUCCGGGCAGGAUCUUCUCCGGAGAUGACUUCUACCUCAUUUCUUCGGGUCUGGCCACCAUGGAGACAACUCUUGGCAACGAAAACGAUGACCUGUAUCGGACAGUCAAGCCUCAGUCUGUCCUGGCAUUCAUCAGGAAUCUAGUGGCCAACCGACUGGCGGAAAAUGGCCAUGAGUGGACCGAGAUAUUUUCUUGGUACAACAGCGGCACGCCCGAAGACUGGAUCACGAAUGUGACAACGUGCACGGGACCAUCAGGCUGCACCGAAUUCAGUUAUGGGGCCUGCCGCAGCAACUUCGUCACCGUCGACAAGACUCGUCACACAGUCCCCUACACGAGCUAG